This is a messenger RNA of Kickxella alabastrina, 2162 nucleotides long. RefSeq lists its product as uncharacterized. Gene Ontology annotation, cellular component: mitochondrial inner membrane. The record is from RefSeq and is a predicted model, not a curated record. Gene Ontology annotation, biological process: electron transport chain. The transcript has a single exon. Gene Ontology annotation, molecular function: iron-sulfur cluster binding; electron-transferring-flavoprotein dehydrogenase activity. NCBI's taxonomy places the organism in Eukaryota, Fungi, Kickxellomycota, Kickxellomycetes, Kickxellales, Kickxellaceae. The coding region runs from base 157 to 2052 and encodes 631 amino acids.
CCCUUUCCCCCUUCUCUUCAUUCACCACACUUAUCUUUCAUCUAUUCAUCUAAAAAAAGUUCGUUACACUUAUUUAUUUCAUUUUUAUCUUUUUUCUUCUUGGCUGUUGAAUUGUAGACUGCGCCUAUAGAAAAUAAUACCACCCACGACUUGUCCAUGUAUCGCAGUACGCCGACCACCGCAACUCUGAGCAGGGUCCAGGCUAUGGCACGCACGCCGUCGCUGCUUCAGCGCUCGGCCGCCACUAUCAGCGCACGGACUAUUGCCACCACCAGCCGCGCAAAGCUAAACACUCACAGACGGCAGCAGCACCAGCAGCUGCCACUUGUUCGCCACUUCUCUGUCUCUCAUGCAGCCAAUAAUGCCGAAGAGACUCUGGUUGAGCGCGAGCCGCGGGAGACCAUGGAGUACGAUGUUGUCAUUGUCGGCGGCGGACCAGCCGGUCUCUCGGCAGCUAUUCGCCUGAAGCAGCUUGCGGCCAAGGAGGACACGGAAAUCAACGUCGUUGUUAUCGAGAAGGGCGGCGAAAUCGGCGCACACACGCUCUCUGGCGCUUGCAUAGAGGUUGGUCCCCUGGAAGAGCUGUUCCCAGACUGGAAGGAGCAGGGCGCCCCGCUCAAUCAGCCGGCAUUGGAGGACCACAUGAAAUACCUGACUGAGAACCACGCCAUUCCCUUGCCCCACCCGCCACAGAUGAACAACACGGGAAACUAUAUUGUCAGCCUGAGCAACGUCGUCAAGUGGCUCGGGGAGAAGGCUGAGGAGCUGGGCGUCGACGUGUUUCCGGCCACCGCAGCGUCCGAGAUCAUAUACAAUGAGGACGGCAGCGUGCGCGGCAUUGCCACCAACGAUGCAGGCGUCGACAAGGAGUUCAAGCCAAAGGCGUCGUUCACUCCUGGCAUGGAGCUGCACGGUAAGCUGACGCUGUUUGCCGAGGGCUGCCAUGGGUCGCUGACCAAGGGCCUUAUUCGCAAGCUCAAGUUGCGCGACGAGGGCAAGUUCCAGACGUACGGGCUCGGGAUCAAGGAGCUCUGGGAGGUCGAUCCUGCCAAGCACACGCCGGGCAAGAUCAUCCACACCAUGGGGUACCCCCUGGACUACCAGACAUACGGCGGUGGAUUUAUCUACCACAUGGAGGACAACAAGGUUUCGCUUGGCCUGGUCGUCGGCCUUGACUACAAGAACCCGUAUCUGUCGCCAUACAAGGAGUUCCAGCGCUUCAAGUCCCACCCGCUGGUGUCGGGCCUGCUCAAGGGUGGCCGUGUGCUCUCUUAUGGCGCCCGUGCACUUGUCGAGGGCGGUCUGCAGUCACUGCCAAAGCUGUUCUUCCCCGGUGGUGCCCUUAUCGGCGACACGGCCGGCUUCAUGAACGUGCCCAAGAUCAAGGGCACGCACAACGCCAUGCAGAGCGGCAUCCUCGCAGCUGACAGCGCCUACAAGGCCAUUGUCACAGAGGGCCUGGGCGAGGAAGGCAGCGAGCCCAUUGUCUUGUCCGGAUACGAAGAGGCGUUCAGAAACAGCAACAUUUACAAGGAGCUCCAUGAGGUGCGCAACAUCCGGCCCUCUUUCCACACGGGCCUCGGCAUCUGGGGCGGCAUAAUGUGGAGCGGCCUGGACUCCAUGCUCAUCAAGGGCCGGGUGCCCUUCACAUUCCAGCACCCGCACCCCGACCACGCGAUGAUGGAGCCGGCGGCCAUGCACAAGCCCAUCGACUACCCCAAGCCCGACGGCGAGAUCACCUUUGAUAUCCUGACCAGCGUGUCGCGCACAGGCACGGACCACGCGGAGAACCAGCCCGUACACCUGCGGUUGGCUGAUAAGACAAUCGAGGUGCGGGAGAACCUGCCCGUGUAUGAUGGCCCCGAGCAGAGGUUCUGCCCGGCUGGCGUCUAUGAGUACGUUGAUGAUGAGGCGAAGCCCGGACAGAAGCGGUUCCAGAUCAACUCGCAGAACUGCAUACAUUGCAAGACCUGUGAUAUUAAGGAUCCGGCUCAGAAUAUCAACUGGACUGUGCCCGAGGGUGGCAACGGACCCCAGUAUGUCGACACGUAAACAAUACUUUAUAUUUUUAUUCCUAUUUAUAUCAAUGCGUGUCAUUCGCUCGCACAGAAUAGACAAGAUUAAAUUUACCAAUAAUUCGACUUGUGAGACACUCGCUUAAA